AUGUCCGAGCCAAAUACAAGCAUCACACCCCUGCAAGAGUUUAAAGGUCAUGAAGGACCCGGACGCGUAGACAAUGUCGCAGUUUUCCCUGACAACCGACGAAUGGUUACAGCCUCGCAGUACGACCCCACGCUUCGUAUAUGGGACUUGGAGAAAGGUGUUGUGUUGAAGGAGAUGGAGCAAUGGCAUAACGCUUCGGUGUCGGCAAUGGCAAUAUCACGAGAUGGACAAUUGAUAGCAAGCGGUGACCGGCACGGAAUGGUCGCCGUCUGGCACGGAGAGACAGGUGAACGACUUCCUAGAAACCUCGGAAAGUUGGUCGAGUACCGCCUGGGCAACCACCCUGGUCAGAUCUCAUCGCUGGACUUUUCUCCUAAUGGAAAAGUGCUGGUCACAGCUGGUUCAAGAGACAACAAGUUGAAGCUGUUGUCCACUAAAACCUGGACGCUGCUAGAAACAAUCUAUUGCGAUCGUGACGUCGACCAUGUUCGGUAUUCACCGUUUGGAGAACUUCUUGCCAUCGCAUCCGCAACAGAAUUGGCAAGCGGGAUCCAAAUAUAUAAUUUAAGCACAACGGCAAAGUUCCAGUUGCCAAAUUCCAAAGAUGGUUACAUAAGGCACAUAGCGUGGACGCCCGAUGGCACGCGCCUUCUUGCAGCACGCUGGAUAGUACAUACUAGAAAUGCAGAUACCAUACUGGAAUGGGAUACAUUGACCUGGCAGCGGGUCGGUGAUCCCUGGACGUCCUGGACGACGGGCCACACUCACCAUGGCAUUGCUUUCGCCGUUGAUCCUAAUAGCAAACUCGUUGCUUCCGGUGCAACUGACAGCAUCCGUCUCUGGCGGCUGUCAGAUCGACAACCCGUUGCCAUCUUCCAGCAAUCAUCGGCAUCCCUCACUUUCUCCACGGACGGCAAAUACAUCCUCAGUGGAAGUUAUUACACUGAUAAUAAUUCGGUCACAAAGUGGGCAGUAGACCCCGACGCUUUGCAAGAGGAAGGUGCUUCUUACAUAAAUGAGACCAUUUUGUUGUUAUUCUUGAUUUUUCUCUCUCUGUUUUCGUUUGGCUACUCUCCGGUUCAUUUUCUGCCCAUUCGUCGUCUCAUCUCGUGCAACGGCGCUUUGCCAAGGGACCCUCCAGACAAUAAGGCGAUAAAUGACUUCCUGGUUACAAGGCGCGUUUCUAUCUUUGACUCUGCCAACGCAAUUCGAGCAUUCUUCAUACCCCAGAUCCUUUCCAUUAACACGAUCGCCCACAAUGCAUGCAUCGCGGGGGAUUUGUCUACCGCUGAACAACUGUUUACACAAGAGAUCGACACUGAUGUCAUCAACUAUGCCUCGUAUGCCAACCGUUCAUUUGUUAUGGCACGAAAACGAGAUUGGGACCAUGCGCUCCAGGAUGCAAACAAGUCCAUUAGCAUUCGACCCUCCUUGACAGGGUAUAUCUCCAAGGGCAUCGCCCUAUACGGAAAAGGCCACAUCCGGGACGCGAGAACAGCAUUUGACCUCGCGUCCACAUUCGCGAAUGAAGAUUCAAAGAUUAUGCUUCUCUUGAUCAAGGCAACAUCAAUCUUUCGCUCACCCAAUCCAUAUUUCAACUCGUUUCUUUUAGGCUAUCGCCGUUUUCUACCAGGACGAAAACGAGGAAUCAGUCAUAUUUGUGCCGUCGUGGAAGCAUAUCUGCGUGUUCAACUCGGUAUCAAUGCCACGAAUGACGCCCGUCACAACCAGGCUGCUGAGCACUUCACUGCUGCUGUCAAGUCUAGCGCUCUCUCAUCUACAUCGACUAUUCAUCCGGUAUGCGAGGACUUUGUAGUGCUCUUCGGAUGGGACCUGAAGUCCUUGUGGAAAAAUGCACACCAGAAACGAUGCGUUGCGCUCCGUCAGGCAGGCAGGCUUGCCGAGGCCUUGAAUUCAUACCGAGACAUGAUGGAUAGUAUUGACAAUGAUACGAUGGCCGGCUGCCUUGACUGGUCCAAUGGCAAGUCUGGAGUUCAUCAUGUCAUGAAGGCCAUAGUCCUCACAUCUCAUCUAGCUUUUAAAGAAGAAUGCAGCGCGCUCUGCCUUGAUAACGGACGUGCUGCCCUCGCUGCAGAUGAUUACGACAGUGCUAUUAACCUAUACUCAGCGGUGAUCAACGUAAAUUCAACAACCGAUGCCAUAUUCGCGAAUCGUAGUAGGGCAAAGUUGGGGAAAAUGCUAUGGAUCGAAGCACUUCUCGAUGCGGAGAAGGUCAUCCAACUGAACCCUUCGUCUCAUGUUGGAUACAAGUUGAAGCUUGCGGCGCUUCAAGGUGCACAUCGCUAUGAUGAAGCUAUCGCGGCCUUCCGAAUGAUGUUCGCCAAAUUGGAAAGUGCUCACGACGUGGUCAUGCAAGAUCUUCGCAAGCAGUAUGCUAGUCCAUAUGAAUCAGACGGUGUUAUCCGAAGGACCAUUGACCAACAACUCGAGAACGCCCCGCUUCGUCUACUCAACACUGCCACCGGGCUCUCAUGUGACCGUGAAGCACAGAUAAGCGCCUUCAAAACGAGCGCAGAACACAAUGAGCUUUGGCUAUCAUGGUCUAUGAAGCGCGCAGACAUCCGAAUGGAACACAUCACAGAAGCGGUGGCGACUUACUUCCGUUAUGUCAUGUUAUCCCAUAGAUGGCAAAGGAAGGAGCCGCUGCUGCAAGACAUCCAGGGCAAGAGUGUAUACAAGCUGAAUUUGCCUGGUGGCAUCGCGAAGUUGCAGAACUUCUGUGAAAUUGCUCGUGAUUUCGGUUACCGCUGGGCAUGGAGCGAUACAUGCUGUAUUGACAAGAGCAGUAACGUCGAGUUGCAACAAUCGCUCAACUCCAUGUUCAUCUGGUACCAACAUUCAGCGCUUACAAUUGUCUACCUCUGGGAUGUUCUGCCUUCAUCCAAGUCUGGUGCUCUGGAGAUGAGUGAGUGGAACAGACGAGGAUGGACCUUUCAAGAAUUCCUUGCUUCCAGAGUCGUUAUCUUUUAUCAGAGGGAUUGGACCCCGUAUCUCAACGAUCGCUCUCCCAACCACAAAAAGUCGACUGCAAUAAUGAAGGAGUUGGAAGUUGCGACUGGCAUCGAUCGACAGGCCCUCGUCAACUUUUCCCCAGGGAUGAACGGCGCACGAGAGAGACUUCAAUGGGCAUCAAAUCGUGUUACAACGGUUCAAGAAGACAUCGCAUACUCGUUGUUUGGCGUCUUCGACGUCCGUCUGCCUGUGGAUUAUGGCGAGAAGAAGGCAAAUGCGCUCGGGCGUCUCCUGCAGGAGAUUGUUGCUCGGUCUGGUGACAUUACUGCCCUCGAUUGGGUCGGACAAUCAUCCGAGUUCAAUAGCUGUCUUCCUGCCGACAUUACUUCAUAUGCUGCCCCACCAUGCGCCCUACCAUCUUUGUCUGAAGAUGAGAUCCAGACAGAGGUCUCUUCGCUGCGAAAAAAUAGCGUGGCUGUGGAUUCGGCCUUGAAACUCUAUGCCCUGUUGAAGUGCAUGAGCAUUCCUCGCUUCGCGAGCCGCAGACUGCAUUUGCCUUGCAUCUCAUUCCGUGUCACGGAAAUCAGACAGGGAUGUGGUCUAGCCCAAGAGACGCAUUUCAUGUACAGAGUCAAAGCAGAUGGGCUUCAAGAUUUGCUGAUAACCACUGGCGAGACACUGCUUCAAUUCUCGCGGGCAAAGCCGACUCGACAAACGUUCUUUCUUGUCCGUCCAUGGGACCGUCAUCUCCUCGAGCGGCUUGACUUUGCAGACGAUACAAGGAGUGUAGGGGAAUUGUCCGAGCCCAGGUCUCAGUCAGACGGCUCUGAUGAGUUUCCCGACGAUCCGCCUGUAGAAGAGGAGCAUCAAUCACGAGCGUUGCGAAUGAUGGUCCAUCUUGGUCAGCCUUUCAGCGCAUUUUUGCUAGCGCAGCAGCGUGUCGGAGAAUACAAGAGAAUCGCGUCAGACUAUAACAUCAUUGCACAAGUCAAAGAGAUAGCUUCUGUUGACAACAUGGACGUCGGUUCCAUAGAAAUACUAUGA
This is a messenger RNA of Suillus plorans, 4017 nucleotides long. RefSeq lists its product as uncharacterized. NCBI's taxonomy places the organism in Eukaryota, Fungi, Basidiomycota, Agaricomycetes, Boletales, Suillaceae. The coding region runs from base 1 to 4017 and encodes 1338 amino acids. The record is from RefSeq and is a predicted model, not a curated record. Gene Ontology annotation, molecular function: protein binding. The transcript has 8 exons.